This is a messenger RNA of Gamsiella multidivaricata, 1372 nucleotides long. RefSeq lists its product as uncharacterized. The record is from RefSeq and is a predicted model, not a curated record. The transcript has a single exon. The coding region runs from base 46 to 942 and encodes 298 amino acids. Lineage: Eukaryota; Fungi; Mortierellomycota; Mortierellomycetes; Mortierellales; Mortierellaceae.
ACACACCCACACUCCCUACACCCCCUUCGUUCUCGUUGUUAGCCAAUGGUUGCACAAACCCGCCAGCAGGUAGUCAAGGCUGCUCGCACGGCGGAACAGGCAAAGGUGACAGCAGCAGCAGGCCUUUCGUUUGACGGUUCCGGUCCGAAAGGCAAGAGCAAGAUGAAGCAGAUCAACAGAAAUGCAGAUGAGGGAAAUGCAGAGAUCUCAUUGGCACGUCGGACCAUCGCUCGAGAUGAGCAUGGACUUUUGGUAAGCACUCCACCCCCACCCCCAGUUGUUUCCUCCUCGGACAGGGCUGUUAACGACGGGGCUGAGGACAUGGAAGUAACCAUGGACGAAGCUGAGCACACUCAGAGCGUUGAGGCGACUGAGAUCAAGGAUCCAGGAGAGGAUGCUGCCAAUGGCGAAGGCACUACUGAAGUCAUUGCCGGGGAUCAUCCAGAGGAGGGUGUACGUUUCGAUGAUAUCGCCGAGGAUAUCGACGAAGACGACCCAGGUAAUUUUCAAGUGAUUCGACGCACCCGCGAGAAGUUCAACAGGGUUCUGGUCCCUCUAUCCUCUCUGCGCGGCGAAACAACUGAAGAAAAGCGGGAGAACCUGAUGGGGAUACUGAAGGCGGCCGAGGUCAGUGUUUUGGCAAGGAUCAAGACAAAGAAAUUCGAUGGCGAACAUCUUUAUUCGGUGUCAGUGGAGACAGAGGCUCAAGUUCAGGAACUGCUAAAGAUGAGGACUGAGAAUGCAGAUGGAGCCCGCGCUUUCAUCUUCCGCCGCGCGAAUGACGACUGGAGUCAGGACCGCCGUCGACGAACAGUGGAGGUGUGCGGACUUCCCCCACGCAUAACGGGCACGCUGGUCCGUUUGUCAUUGCAGAAAUAUGGAGAGAUCGAGGACAUUUCGCGUCACAUUUGCAGCCGCUGCAACAGGUUUAUGCUCGGUUAAGUGCAUUAUGAUGUCAUCAGCGCUUCGCCCAUCUUUCUACGACUUUCUAGAACACUGUUGCUAUCUAUCCAGCCAGUUUAUAUAAACCCCAUCCACACGUAGAACUAGACAGCAGCAUUGAUACGAAUAAAGCCUCCUUUCCACCCUAGAUCCACUUCCACCUGAUUUGACCGUUUGCAGCCGCGGUAUCAAGGUAACCCUUGCAGUGCGUUUCACGUCCCAAGCGGGCAUUGGGAAAUUGGUAGAAGAGGGCACUACCUUUCUCUUUGUGGGCAAUGAACUCGCUCGUCUGGUUCGCCUUGGUGCCGUGUCAUUGCAAUGGAACACGAGGCAUGUAUGCAAACUGGCGGGCUUGCCUUCUCAGACGAGCCCUCUCGAUCUCUCGGAUUUGUUGGAAUUGAAGGCUAUUUACAUUGAUAUACCCAAGGUA